UCUUGUCCAGACGGUAUCCAUUUUUACAACCCAUGUUAGAAGAAGACUAGCGAGUACAAGGCAGUGACUUGCGUUGUUUACGUGAUGAACAGUCCAAGGCGAAAGCAAUUCGUUACUUGAGUUUUCUUUUCAUACUCGUGUCGUGAUAAUGCGGUAGUAGUGAGACCGCAAGUGGUGACAUUAGGAUGGGAAGCUAAACUGUUGGAAAAGGCGGACCUAGAACUUCUGUAGAAAAUGUAUGAUUUAUGCGGUCUCGUGGCUUUUCCAAAUUGCUUCCAGAAUGAUUAAGUUGUAGAAAGUUGGACAAGGACUUGGAGGGUACUGUGAAUAGUACUCAGCCCGCGGCGGGGGAAUGGAUCGAUGUGCUCUGUGCUCGUUUAUUUCCGCCUGCUCGUGGCCUCUCCGCUUCAGUCUGGCCAAGAUGGCGGUACUUGGCGAGGGAUGGCGGCCCCAGUUGGUGUCUUUAUGGACAGCUUGCAUGGGCACCUUCACAGAGCAGUUUGAGUCAACCAUGUUGACUGGAGACACUUUGGUCCUGGAGUCUCACAUAGGCCAGACUGGUUAAAGACGGCAAGUUUCCUCUCCUAAGUAUUGAGUCAGGAUUAUAUGCAGUUGAGAUCUGCAACUGGCCGAAGCACCUGGUUUUCCAAAUGUUUACCCAGUCAAACAGUAUUUUAAAUUCAUAUUCCAGUCAUGGCUUAUGAUGAAGCAUUCAAGAAAAAAGAAGAUUGUAUAGUGGGUGAAAGCGGAAUUGAAGAGGUGGGUCUGGCAGCAGGCAGAAGCCAACGAGAGAAGAAGCGCUCGUAUAAAGAUUUGCUGAGAGAAGAGGAGGAAAUAGAUGCAGAAGUCCGAAAGUCAGCCAAAAAGAAAGCGAAGGAUAUUGAAGGUUUCUUGUUGGCUGCCGAUAUUCAUAAGAAAAAGAAGAAAUUACACCAUUUAAUGGGCGAAGAAUUCUACUAUGGAGAACUGUCACCUAUGGAACCUGUGAAAAAGAAGAAAAAGUCUGAGGGUCAUCAGGUUGACACUGCCAUGGGUCUCCUCAAGGCCAUCACUUCACCCAUAUCAACAGUUUCAAAACCUUCCAAGAAACCUGAGAAAUCACUUUCUGCUUUUAGCUCAGCAUCCUAUCCUCCCUUAUACUCUGAGAUCAGGAAGGAACACAAGAAAAAGGCCAGCAGUGCAGAGCAUGAGGAAACCCCUGAAGAAGGGGACUUCCAUAAGGCGAAAAAAAUGAAGCCAAUUUUUGUAAAUACAGACACAGUGACGGUGCGUGAGGCGGAAGGUUUAAAAAUGAAGCUCCUCCUCUCGCCUAAGGACAAAUCGGGCACAGAUGAUGAAGCAUUCAACUUUGCCACGUCAUCCAGCCUCAAGAAAUCAUCAAAAAAGAUGAGCAGGGAACAGGAUCAUGCCACGUUCCACUCCGCCAUCGAGGCCCAAAGCCUGCCAAAAACUGUUGUUCGCAAAAAGCACAAGUCAGAAUCCCGAGCCAGCGAGAGCUUUGACUCUGAGACUCGUUUCUACAGUGAAGUCCGUGCUGGCAACCUCUCCGAGUGUGACCUCUCGGGCUUAGACGCACUGGAUACGGCAUCAUCUUCUGGUGGGGAGCUAGAGGCGGGAGAAUUGGUCAUCGAUGACUCCUUCCGUGAAAUGAAAAAGAAGAAGAAGAAAGAUAAGAAGAGCAAAAAAAAGAAGGACAAGGAGAAACACCGAGAGAAGAAACACUCCAAGUCAAAGAAGAUGCAUGCCCAUUCCCCGGCAAAGAUUUUAGCAACCACCAAGUGCUGCUUCCCGACACAGUCGGCUGUUAGCACACCUUAUGCAAUUAAUGUGCCCCCACCUUCCAUAUUCCACGUGGAAGGACAGAGUGAAAAAAAGAAGAAAAAGGAAGAAAAAGAUAAAGAAAAAGUUGAGAAACCAGAAAAGAAAAAGAAGAACAUGUCUGCUUAUCAGCUGUUUUGCAAGGAGUACAGGAUUAAUAUUGUUGCUGAACAUCCAGGAAUAGAUUUUGGUGAGCUUAGCAAAAAGUUAGCUGAAGUCUGGAAACAACUUCCUGACAAGGAGAAACAGGUCUGGAAGCAGAAGUGCCAAUACUUGCAGCACAAGCAGAAUAAAGCUGAGGCCAUGACAGUGAAGAGGAAACUGACUGAUCUGUUGGAAGAGACAGCUACUAAACAGAAAGGCAGACAAAAUUCUUCAUCUCUGUCCAGUAUGGCAACAUCACACAAGAAAUCAUCACAUUUACUAGGUUUAGGAGGAAGCAGUCACUCCUCAUCCCCCAUUAAAAUGCCAGAGGUUGAUCCGAUUGAUGUCGCAGCCCACUUGCAGCUUCUGGGUGAAUCAUUGAGUCUCAUAGGUCACCGAUUGCAAGAAACUGAGGGGAUGGUGGCAGUGUCUGGGAGUCUCUCUGUCCUGUUGGAUUCCAUCAUCUGUGCACUUGGUCCCUUAACUUGCCUUACUGCGCAGGUUGAUUGUCUCAAUGGCUGUCCAAAAGAAGUCCUGGCCCAUACUCUGGAUAACAUUGCUUAUAUCAUGCCAGGCCUUUGACCUUUAGGGACUGUUGGAACUGGAAGAAUAACAGAAAACAACUGAAUAAUAUAUUGUCCAUAAAAACUUGGCUGUGAAGGAACACAUGUUCUGUACCCUUUCCCAUAGUAUUGCAAUUAUUAUUGAAUGGGGUGAAAGUCUGGUUUUAAACAUUCAAGACAAGGUAAGCCAGAUACUGGAGGCUCAGUGGGAAGAAUAUGAUUCACCAUAGAGGUUGUGGAUUGACCAGCAUUAUGUGGGAUCACUUCAACGCCAAAUAUGAAAACAAGCGCUGGAUCAUCUUGUGCUGAAACCUAAUUGUUAUCAUGGGUACAUGUCAUCUUGUAAGUCUGUAAUGUUUAAAAAUGUAUAUUAUAAUUUUUUUUGUUUCAGAACUGCUAAUCUGGAAUAAAAGAAAAUGUUAGAAAUAUGUAACUACUCAGUUGCCCACUAAAACAAGAAAAUGCAGUGUUCUCAUGGAAGCACAGAUUCAUUGGUGCCAAACCUACCUUUAACUUUUAGUUGCUCAAUUACCUGUUAUAUAUUUGCAGCAUCUUUUCUAUUUCAGUUGAAUUAUAUCAUAUCAUUGAAAAUGCAGUUUGUUGUUUCACAGCAGUUCCUAUUCUAUCCUCGGUACAUUAACUUAGUUUAAUUCUCCCAUGGAUUCUUUUUGGUGUGUAGAUACUCUCAUAUAGAUCCGUUGCUUUCAGCACAGCUUGUAAGGAUUGUAAUUAAUUUUCCCAUUCCACACUUGAUUCUCUGCAUAGACUGCCCUCAUACAGAAUCAUAGGAUUUACCUUAUACUUGUUUUAGACAAGCAAAGCCUUGUAAAAUUUUGUCUCUUUGACCAUUAUCUUUUAGCUCUUACCCUUUCCUUUCCUGAACAACUUUGACAAGUACUUGGGUAGUUGAUCGUGGUUUUGUUUAUUCGCUCGCAGGUUGUGGGAAUCAUUGGUUAGGUCAGCACUUAUUCUCCAUCCCUAAUUAUCCUGGAGAAGAUAGUGAGUUUGCCAUCUUCCUGAACCAUUGUACAAGACCUUCAUAGUACUGUUUUGGAGGGAGUUCAAGGAUUUUGUCCUAGUGACACUUCAGGAAUGGCAAUAUACUUCUAAAUUAGCGUGGUGUGUGGUUUGGAUAGGAAGUGCAAGUGACGGUAUUCCCAUAUAUCUGCUGCCCUUGUCUGUUAGAUGGUGCAGGUCACAGAUUUGGAAAGUGCUGACAAAGGAAGUGAGUUUGGACAUUUGGUGUUAAGAUCAGAGUAUUUUGUUAAGCUAUUUCUGUCCUACCCUUUUUCCAACUCACUACAAAAAUUUCCUCUUCAGGUAUUUAUUGAAUUUGCUUCCAUGUGCUUUUAGGCAGUGCAUUUCAGAUCACACCUAGCUGCAUUAAAAAAAAUGUAUCAUUUGGCAAUCUGUGUGCCCUCUGACAGCUGUCACUAGAAACAAUUGCUCUCAUUUAAUUUCAAUAUCUCAUUACUGUCCCAGUAGUUUCUUUGUAUGAACGUUAUUGUACUAACCAGAUAGCAUUAAAAUAAUGUUUUUAGUAAUGGAGAGUAAUUACCUGCCCAUUUGAAACAAACUGGUUCUGUAAGUGCUCUAAAGAGUCAUGUUGGACUCAAAAUAUUAACUUUGUUUCUCUCACCACAUGCUGCCAAACUUGUUGAGUUUCUUCAUAACUUAUUUUCCUGAAUUACUGUGUAGCUGGUUUUCAGUUCAGGAUUUAGUUCAAUACAGAUGGUAGCUUCAGAUGUUAUGCUUAAUCUUUACUUAAGCACCUUGGGAUAUUUUACCACAAAGAUGCUCUACAAAUACAAACUGUUGGAAGAAAAGUAACACCAUACCUUUGCUUUGCUGUAUUUUCCAGUUCUUUGCUGUAGGGUAAUGCUGUCUUUGGGGUCACUCCGUAGCAACUUUUCAGAAAUGAAUACCAUCUCAUGUCAAAUACAGUCAUCAUCAAGAAAAUUUCUCUGCAUGGAGAGUUUGUGUUUGAGCCAGUAAUUAUGCAUCUGUAUCAUAGUUUAAAAUUGCACAAUAAAACUGUGGUGAUUUUGUCAAAUUGGUUGAGACAUUCAAAACAAGGUUUGAAAAAUUCAGUGACAAUUUGCCUUUCAUACAACGACUUUUAAUAUAACAAUGCUGUGUAGAUCUUCCAUUUGUUUGCAGGCAGGGCUGUAGUGUUGGCACAGAGUUGUUUUGUAAUUUUUGCAAUGGUUCUGCAGUUGUCAUAUACAAAAGUCUUCCAGAACGCAACAGGUUAAAUGCAGGAAGCAUACCCCUCAUGGUUAGUGUUGGUGAGAAUUUGCAGGGGGGAGGGCAGGUGGAAUUAAAAUGAGUAGAAUCCCUGCAGUGUGGAAGCAGGCCAUUCAGACCCACCUCCCUAUAGCACAUUGCUAGAUACUACCAGGCAAUUUAGCAUGGCCAGUCCAACCAAUCUGCACAUCUUUGGACUGUAGGAGGAGUUCAGAGCACCUGGAAGAAAACUGAGCAUGCAAUUGAACCUGGGUCCCUGGUGCUGUUAGGCAGCAGUGCUAACCACUGAGCCACUGUAUUGCCCAAGAUAUCCAAUCAGUGAACACAGUCUCAGAAUAAAAGGGUGGGACAUUUGGGAUUGAGAUAAGGAGGAAUUUCAUCAUUGGAGAAAUUGAAUCUUUGAAGUUCUGUACCUCCAGACAGCUGUGAAGGUUCAGUUGUUGAAUCUGUUCAAGAUCAGCAUGAAUAGAUUGCUGAAUAAUAAAGAUAUUAAGAGAUGUGGGGAUUGUGCAUAAAAAUGGUGUUGAGGUCUAGAAUAUUGUAUCAGGUUGAAAAGGAGUGGAAUGGCUUACUGUUGCUUCUCUUUCCUGUGUUCCGAUCAUUAGGAAACCAUAAAUUAUUUUGACACUUGGGGCAGGCGAUUGUAAGUAUGCAGGUGAGAUUUGAGUAUGAGUACAGCCAGCUAUCUAUUACCAGAAUCAUAUAUUAUUUGGAGAACUGCUCACUGAAUCACAAUAUGAAUCUAUUUCUGUUGUGCCAUGACUUCAGUUCCCCUCGUGAUUUUAAUGAGCAAAUUUUAAAUAUUCCUUCUCAUAUUACCUUAUGUGAGGAUGGAAAAUAUGUAUGGUUCUGUUAAAUACUUGCACUGUCAAUUAUCCCCGACCCAUUUUAAAGGGUUAAAUACCAUUCAGUGAAAAGAUGUUUCUUUUGAAAUGUUGUAAUGUAUUUUAUUUUCAUCCAGUUUAAUUACAGGGGGGAGUUAGAUUUCCUGUGACAUGAGCCUGCUUCUGCUGCCCCAUCUGUCAUUGGAUCAAAUUCCUGCAAAUCCCUCAUAGCACAGUGUAUAUAUCUAUACCCCAUCGACUUCAGGAAUUCAGGGGCAAUUAGGGAUGGGCAACACUGCUGAUACUGACAGCGUUGCUUGCAUUCCCAUAACACAUUAGAAAGAUUUUAAGCAAUGAUCAGACGAACAUUUUGACAGAUUGAAUGGAAAUAUAAACCUGUCCAGUUCUAGGAUGACCCUUAAUAAGCACACAAACUGACUGCAAUGUAAUCAGGCUAAACCAAAGCAAUACACCUUUCCAAAACAACUGGCUGGCCUCUUCACAACUGAUAUCUAAAGAAAUGAGAGUAGGAGUAGGCCAAUCAAUCCCUGGAGUCUAUUACAUCAACAUCAUCGUGGCUGAUCAGAUUGCAAUGUCAACCCUCCUUUCCUGCCUAUUCCCCAAAAUGGCAAAGUCUCCAUUACUGUCAGGGAAAAGAAAUCGUAGGCUGACCAAUUCUGAGGGAAAACAAAUCCUCCUUGUAUCUAUCUUAAAAGGGAAAGUGCUUAUUUUUAAAUUUGUUCUGGACACUCUCUUGCAAGGCCAGACAUUCUCUCAGCAUCUUCCUUGUCAGAUUCCCUCAGGAUUAUACGUUUCAAGAAGAUAAACACCUGUUCUUCCAAAUUCAUGCUACAUUUCAGGUACAAAGAUUUUGGUUUGGAUGAAACUUUGAGCCCAACUUGCUGAACUCUGGCUUUUUCACUGAGCAAUAGAUUUGAUUGUUUGGGCAAUCAGUGAGAAAUUCAAGAGCAACAGGAGGAGGCCAUUCAAUUCUUCAAUCUUGUUCCAACCAUCCAGCUGGAGUUAUAAAUUCAAGUCAUGUAAACGUGUACCUCAUAACCCAAAACAGGUCUCUGAAACUGUUUCUUCACAUCUAAUUGCAUUUGUUUUUUCACCUCUGUGAUCAGAAUUUGGGUGCAGCUCAGAUGACCUAUUUCUUUGUUUCUUCUGGCUAACAGAUCAUGGAGAUGGCAGCUGAGGGAAUAGAAAAUGUCAGAAUCACAAACAGCAGAGGGUGUUGUUGGAGCUGAGUACCAGGAUCUUUACUGUAUCUGUCCCUUUGCCCUCAGCCAUCUCUGCUUCUUUGCCCUUGUCCUCGCUCCCUGCUUGAUCUGUCCAUUACUCUUGACUGUAUCUUCCCUGAUAUGACAUGCUUCUAUUGUGUGCUAGGAACAUAAUGUACCUCACCCUGAUGAGCUGAAAUCGUACACUAGGCCAAAAUCCUCUUUGACACGUUCAGCCCAAUUUUCACCCAUUUCUGAGAGAAAACCAUGGGUCACUGGACCUAUUUUACCUUCAACAUGAAUACAGAGCUAUCUUAUUGUUCAUGCUGUUUUCCUUUCUACUGUUGCUUUAGCACCACAAUGAACUAAUUUCCAAAACCUGUCCUCCCAAACACGGGUUGGAUGUUGCCAUUAAAAUUUGUUUGUUUUUCCAAAAAUAAAAGAAAAUGUGUAAAAAUUUAGAAUGUUUUGCUUUUUUAAAAAAAACACCUUGAAAUUUCCUAAGUGUCUUUUAAGCUGUCUUUAGUUGAGCAGUGUAAACUGUAGCUGUGUUGUACGUAAUACCACAUAAAAGAUCAAGUUUUUAUAUUUGA
This is a messenger RNA of Stegostoma tigrinum, 7412 nucleotides long. It is a transcript of the gene hmgxb4a, whose product is annotated as HMG box domain containing 4a. The transcript is spliced from 12 exons. Lineage: Eukaryota; Metazoa; Chordata; Chondrichthyes; Orectolobiformes; Stegostomatidae. The coding region runs from base 694 to 2544 and encodes 616 amino acids. The record is from RefSeq and is a predicted model, not a curated record.